AUGAAUUUGUUCUCAAAGUCACCUAAUUUUGUUCGGCAACUAUUUUGUACAAUAUCUAUACAACGAUUGGAAACAAUCAAUCAUCAUAUUCGUUUCAGUUCACAAUCUAGCAAAACAAUUGAUAAUAAUAAACAGCAAUCAGAAUAUCGUUUCACUUUACCAAAUGGAAAUUUAUCAAAUGAACAACGACAAUUCUAUGAGAAAAAUGGUUUUCUUCUUAUUCGUAAUUUAGUUAAACCCGAAUCGCUUGAUCAUUUUCGUAAACGUUUUCAAGAUGUAUGUUUAGGAAAAGUAAAAGUAUUAGGUAUGACAGUUAUGAAAGAUGUUGCAAUAGCUAAAUCUGAAUUUGCUGAUGGUGAAAAAGCAAUAACAAAAAUUCAAGAUUUCACAUUAGAUGAUGAACUUUUUAAAUAUUGUUGUUUACCUGAAAUUGUUAAAUAUGUAGAAAAUUUUACUGGUCCAAAUAUAAUGGCUAUGCAUACAAUGUUAAUUAAUAAACCACCUGAUCCAGGUACUCAAUCAUCUCGACAUCCACUUCAUCAAGAUCUUUAUUAUUUUCCAUUUCGACCUGUUGAUCGUAUUGUUUGUGCAUGGACAGCUAUGGAAAAAAUUAAUCGUCAAAAUGGAUGUCUUGUUGUUUUACCUGGAUCACAUACUGGUGAACUUAAAGAACAUGGUUAUCCUGAUUGGAAAGGUGGAGUAAAUAAAAUGUAUCAUGGAAUACAACAAUUUGAUCCAGAUACAAAAAGAGCACAUUUAGAAAUGGAAACAGGUGAUACUGUUUUUUUUCAUCCAUUACUUAUUCAUGGUAGUGGAACGAAUAGAUCACCUGGAUUUCGAAAAGCUAUUUCAUGUCAUUAUGCUGAUUCAGCCUGUGAAUAUAUUGAAGUUGAAAAUAGUGUACAAGAUUAUAUUUCUAAAGAAAUCACAGCGAUUUUUCGAAAAAAAACAGGCAUUGAAAAUGCACGUUUCGAAGAUGUUUGGAAAAUUAAAAGUCGACUUGUACAAGGUGAACGAAUCAAUUUAUAG
Molecule: messenger RNA, 1029 nt
Organism: Adineta steineri
Lineage: Eukaryota; Metazoa; Rotifera; Eurotatoria; Adinetida; Adinetidae
Source: the annotation of a GenBank genome assembly